AUGCCACCGAUCGCCACAGCAGACCUCGCCGAUCCGGCGGCCACCGCCCCGUUCGCAGCAAGCAAAGGGUCGUCGGCUUCGGCGCCGCCGUCAUCCAAGGCUGCGCCCGACGAGGCCGCCGAGCGCUUCGACAACGUCUGGAGAGGCAUGCCCACUCUCCCGCUCGACCCGAUGUUUCACCUCAACCAGCGCUUCGUCGCUGACCAGCAUCCCGACAAGAUCAACCUGGGAAUCGGCGCGUACCGCGGCGAGGACGCUCGACCGUGGCCUCUGCCCAGCCUCCAGGGCGCACUCAGGGCUCUGACGGCGGGCGAAUCGGGCAGCGACGACCCCGCGACGCUGCACGUCAGUCACGAGUAUCUCGGCAUGGAUGGCCUGGUCCCCUUUACACGCGAGGCGGCCAAGCUCCUCUUUGGCCCGGACGAGGCGGCGACGCCGCUGCUCGCGUCGAUGCAGACGACCGGAGGCUCGGGCGCCAACCACUUUGGCGCGUGCCUGAUCCAGCGCUUUUACCGUGGCGCGCGCAACGAGCGGAACCAGGCCAUCGUCUACCUGAGCAACCCGGGCUGGCCCAACCACCGCAAGAUCUUUGAGGCGGCGGGCGCAGAGGUGCGCGAGUACGACUAUUUCACCGACCGGCGCCGUCCGCGGCUCGAGCUGGCAACGAUGCUCGAGCAGCUCGAGGCGGCGCCCGAGCAGAGCGUCGUGGUGCUGCACCCGUGCGGCCACAACCCGACCGGCUGGGACCCUAGCGAGGAGCAGUGGCAGCGCAUCGCCGACGUCAUGCUCCGGCGCCGCCUCUACGCCUUCUUCGACUCGGCCUACCAGGGCUUUGCGAGCGGCCAACUGGAUCGGGACGCGUACGCGGUGCGGCUGUUUGCGCGGCUCGAGGUUCCGAUGCUCGUGUGCCAGAGCUUUUCCAAGAACAUGGGACUGUACGGCCAGCGGCUCGGUUGCAUCCACGUCGCGUGCCACCGCAGCAGCAGCGGCGACGGCGAUGCGGCGGCGUCGGCGACGCGCGACGCCGUCCAGUCGCAGCUGCGUUCCAUCUCGCGCGAAGAGAUUUCGACGCCGCCACGCUUCCCCGCCGACCUGGCGCACCUGGUCCUCACUCGGCCGGAGCUCAAGGAGCAAUGGCACGCGGACAUGGCCACGAUGAGCGCGCGCAUCCGACGUGUCCGCACCGAGCUGGUCCGCCUCCUCACCGAAGAGCUGCGCACGCCCGGCGACUGGACCCACAUUGCGCUGCAGCGGGGCAUGUUUGCCUACCUCCAGCUGAGCCCGGAGCAGUGCGCGCGGCUCGUCGAGGAAGGACACAUCUACCUCACCCCGACGGGUCGCGCCAGCGUGUCGGGUCUCAACGACGCCAACGUGCGCCACCUUGCCGUGUGGAUCGACAGGGUGGUCCGCGAGACGCCCGGCAUCGAUGCCGCCUCGUCCUGA
Messenger RNA from Pseudozyma flocculosa PF-1, 1443 nucleotides. RefSeq lists its product as uncharacterized. The transcript has 2 exons. Gene Ontology annotation, biological process: biosynthetic process; amino acid metabolic process. The record is from RefSeq and is a predicted model, not a curated record. Bases 1 to 1443 code for a protein of 480 amino acids. Gene Ontology annotation, molecular function: L-aspartate:2-oxoglutarate transaminase activity; pyridoxal phosphate binding. NCBI's taxonomy places the organism in Eukaryota, Fungi, Basidiomycota, Ustilaginomycetes, Ustilaginales, Ustilaginaceae.